AUGCACACAGCACUACCGACAUGGCUCGCUCUGUCAGCAGCAAUAAUACCUAGCGCAACGGCGUUUUACCCAUACCAUUACGACGGCAGUAGCACUUCCUCGUCGCCGUCCCUACGGUCACCACGGCUCUCUCGAUCCUCAAAGGAAACCACCGCACGCGGCGUCACGCUUCCUCUGCGCCGAAUCGCUACGAGCCUACACUCCCGACAGAGUAACGUGUACAACAUAGUCAACUCGAAGGACCCGAGCCAAGAAAAGAGCGUGGCCAUUGACCAAGAUGGCAAGGAUCUCAGCUACAUGGUCGCCGUGACCUUUGGCGACAGCAAGGAGGAAUACCACAUGCUGCUCGAUUCCGCAGCGAGCAACACCUGGGUCAUGAGCCAAGACUGCAAAAGUGAAGCAUGUAAAACACAUACUUUGUUCGGCAAGGGCGAUUCCAGCACACUCAAGUCCGACACCAAACAAUUCAGCAUAACCUACGGCACCGGCUCCUCCAGCGGCACCCUCGCCUCAGACACAAUCCACAUCGGCACCUCUCUCUCCUCGCCCCUAACCUUCGGGCUUGCCACCAACGUCUCAGACGAAUUCCGCGCCUACCCCAUGGAUGGCAUCCUAGGCAUCGGCCGCGGCGGCGCAGCUAGCGACGGCGAAAUCGCCGCCCCCCAAAUCAUGGACGUCCUCACCUCGAACCGCGUCAUCGCCGCAAAACUCUACGGCAUCCACCUGAGCCGCGCAAAAGACGGACUGCAAGACGGCGCGCUGGACAUUGGCCACAUCGACGAGACCCGAUUCUCAGGCGACCUGAACUACCUCGACUGCGUAGAAAACGACACAGGGUUCUGGGAAAUCCCACUACAAGGCGCGAGCGUAGACGGCAAAGACGCUCUUUCUUCUGCUCCCGGUAACGCAGGCAGAUUGGCAAUCAUGGAUACGGGGACUUCGUUCAUCCUCAUCCCAGAGUCAGAUGCACAGGCUAUUCACUCGGCUGUCAAAGAUCAUACGCAGAACGGUGAAACGUUUUUUGUCCCCUGCGAUACGAAGGCGCAGCUAGCUUUCUCGUUUAACAACGUUGCGUAUAAUAUUUCGACUGCGGAUUGGAUUGGGGAGAAAGUAGAGGGCCAGGGCGGAUUGUGCAGGAGCAAUAUCAUUGGUAGACAGACGUUCAAGGCGAAUCAGUGGUUGGUGGGCGAUGUGUUUUUAAAGAAUGUGUAUUCGGUGUUUGAUUUUGAGAAGGAGAGGGUUGGGUUGGGGGUCAAGGGUGAGGAGAAGGAGGUUGAGUCGCAGAGUGCGACGUCUUCUGGCGCACAGUCUUCAGUCUCCCAAACGGCUUCCGGUAGUGCGGCGGCACCCACUUCGUCUGCUAUGGCGGACAACGUGUCCCAGGGUCAGCAGGGCAGCAGCAGUGCUGCGGGCCACUUUUCGUCAUCAUCAGCCCUAGUGUCCGUGGUAGCGCUUGCUGUGAUUUCAUUGUUCAUAUAA
This is a messenger RNA of Bipolaris victoriae FI3, 1479 nucleotides long. RefSeq lists its product as hypothetical. Gene Ontology annotation, molecular function: aspartic-type endopeptidase activity. The record is from RefSeq and is a predicted model, not a curated record. The transcript has 3 exons. NCBI's taxonomy places the organism in Eukaryota, Fungi, Ascomycota, Dothideomycetes, Pleosporales, Pleosporaceae. The coding region runs from base 1 to 1479 and encodes 492 amino acids. Gene Ontology annotation, biological process: proteolysis.